AUGGGGCUUACUGGCUGCAGGAGGGAGUUCCAGGCGCGAUGUCAGGCUCACGUUCGUUCCGUUCGCGGGAUCCAGGGCGGGCGUGGUGGGGACACUGGCUCCGUUUGGAGCGCGGCCGAAACGGAUGCGUUGUACGCCCGGGCCUUGACGGAAUUUGGGGAGAUGGCAGAACGGAAGGAGGUGCUGCCGUCAACGGGGAAAACGGUGGCUUCCGCUUCCGCUGUGAAGGGAGUCGUGAAGGACCUGACGAAAACAUACACGCUGCUGGGUUACGCUGGGCACGAGAACCCUGCAAAGUCAGAAGCCGUUAAAUCGUUUCGGGACGGCUACGAGCGGUACCUGCACGACGAAGGCGUGAAGGUCCAGCGUGCCAAGGUUUUCACCGAAGCAAAGUUGGACGCGCUGCUCGCGUUCCUGGCCGACCGCCUGAAACAGGAGAUGGACGCUCUGGAGCUCUGCACGCUGCUAAUGGACCAGGCGGCCGUGUUGUACCUGUGGGAGUCCUUAGCUCGGGGCAAGGAGUGCGGCGCGCUGAGCGCGCGCGAAAUCGAAGGAGGGGCCGCUCCUGCUGCGUACCCAGGUUGGAGCAAAACUGUGCGGCAAGAGCCCAGUGCGCGGAUUCCGCUGGCCCAGGCUGGAAUGGGGGUCAGGCUCACCUUCAUCGAAGCUGCCGCGCUGCGCUGA
Messenger RNA from Klebsormidium nitens, 684 nucleotides. The record is from the annotation of a GenBank genome assembly. NCBI's taxonomy places the organism in Eukaryota, Viridiplantae, Streptophyta, Klebsormidiophyceae, Klebsormidiales, Klebsormidiaceae.